Molecule: messenger RNA, 3317 nt
Organism: Penaeus monodon (black tiger shrimp)
Lineage: Eukaryota; Metazoa; Arthropoda; Malacostraca; Decapoda; Penaeidae
Exons: 4
Coding region: 104-547 (147 amino acids)
Biological process (GO): septate junction assembly
Source: RefSeq, a predicted model, not a curated record
ACGCUGACCAUCCAGCCAUUGACUCCAGCUGUGAAUCGAGAAUCAGGACUCUCUCUCGUAUCAUUGGAAGACGAAGGAAAACAAUUUCUAAAUCUCUUUAAAAAUGGGUCUGACAUUCAACAUUAAGGCUAUCUGCACUCUCAGCGGCGCCCUCAAACUCGUAGAAAUUACCCUGGCCUUCAUCUGCAUCGCCCUUCUGCGCCAGUACGACCUGCACUUCGGCGCCGAGUCGUGGCUCAACGCCCAGUCCCUCGUCGACCGCAAACUCGUGGGCGUGAUCGCUAUCGGGUCCUCGAUCCUGAUAUCCCUCCCGCUGCUCAUCGCCUACGUCUUCUUCGCGCAUUCGUCAAACCUCCUGGAGGUCCUCUACUGCUUCACGGCCUGUGUGAUGAACGUGGCCGGCGGCGCCAUGGCCAUCGAGAACUACCAGGGCCAAGGAGACAACGAGACCGUCAAAGCAGGAAUGGCCAUGGGGUCCCUCAUGAUCAUCAACGCCUUGGCCUACCUCAUCGACGCCGGCACAGGAACCAUCGCCAACAGGAAGUAAGUUGCUGGCGUGGCGGAGGUGGAGAUAAGAUCAGAGAAGUGAGAUAAAGACAGAUAAAACGUAGAUGAAGAGGAGUGGAUUUGUAUUCAGAAAAGGAAGAUCAUUUUAAAUUGGAAUUAGGAAUAGGGUUAAAGAAUUGAUAUGUUGAAUAGAUGGAUUAUGUGGUUUUAUAAAAAUGGAUUAAAGAGAUAAGGAUAUAAGGAUAUAAUUGUAUGUAUAUUUUAUAUGAACUGUGUUUAAUAGUGAGAGGAGUCGUAUGAUUCAGAACUGCAUUUUAAGAAAUAGUAAUAAUCAAUAACAUUAAAUUUAUAUAGAAUAAUUAAAAAAAGUUACGAGCUAUAUUUAAGAUUUUUUUCAUUAACAGUACAUGAGCAAGAGUAUGUAUAGAAAGUCUUAUAAUUUUAUGUGAAACCUUUGUAAUGAAAACAAAAUGGAGUCUCAUGUGAUUUUUAUAUUUUAUGAAUUUUGUAAUUUUUAAAAGUCUAAUGUGAUUUUUUUCAUGUUUAAUUUUUCACUAAAAUUAAUAUUCUUAUAUUGUUUUAAAAAAAGUAUCCAUCCAGUAGUUAUAUAAGGUAUAUAUUUAUAUAAGACAUACGCACAAAGCGAUGAAUAAAGUACUUUUAUCAAAGUGAGGAUCAUAGAUUUUUUUUUUUAAAUGUUAAGACCAACCAAAUACAAACAUGUAAUGAGAUAUAUACUAUGGACAAUACACCUAUCAUUGUGUACGCUCUCAAACUUUAAUCAAUGAAUUAACCUCAAUUCUCUUUGCAAUUUCAGUGCAUGAGUUGCAUUCCGGAAGUUGCAACACCCACCUCCUCCUCCCCCUCCCCUUUACACCUGCCUGCAUGCAUGCUUUCCUUGCACUUGAAAGACAACGGGGCAUGUUUGACUGAGGGAGACACCGGGAGAUGAAGCGUUUGGAAUUUCGAACGUCUUUUGAAUUUGGUGACCUUACGACGGUUUUGAUUUGGGGGGGGGCGAAUUUUUGAAUUAUGAGACUGAUUGGAACUUUUUGAAUCAGAGACUGUGCCGUUUUUUUUUUUUUUUUUUUUUCAUUUUGUUUUUGUUUAGAGAAAGAGAGACUGUGUGUGUAAAAGAUGGCAAAAAAAAAAAAAAACUUUUUUUUUUUUUUUACGAUACCGUGUUGACAGAUAAGGUCGCUUAAAGCAUGAUCUGUCUUUGCAUGUUUUAAAGGCAUGUUUCCAUCAGUUAAAUAACUUUCUCAUUUAAAAAUCUUGCCAAAAAAAUAAAGUUCCCCUUUUAGUCCUGAUAAUGCAUGGAUAUUAAUUCCGAAUUUCAGUUAACAGAAGCUCGAUAUGAUAAGGUUUUGUCACCAAACUUGAAUACGUAUUUAUACAAAUCGUGUUUCCUUAUUAGAUAGGUUAUGAACAUUGAUGAUCAAUAUAUCAUUAAUGAGCAAAAUUACACUGCCAUCCAAAUUUACAAUAUUUAAUUAUAUAAAUUUUAAUAUUACAACGAUAGAGUGAAUUAUUUCAUCUCUGUCAGUAGCAUAAGGAGAAUUUUAGGAAUUAGUUAUUUAACUGUAGCGUUAUUUUCACUGCCUUUUCGACUCCUAAACCAAUGAAUAUUUUUCUUUAAGGACCAAAACAUAAAAUAAAUAUUUGGUUGGUGGAUUUCAUUUACUUUGAUGUCAGAUUGUACCGUGCCUGAUGUGUGUUUUUUUUUUUACUGAAAAAGCCUGGAGCUAUUAUUAAAAUCUUUCUCUUGGUGGUCACGUUGCACAUACUUUUUUUUAUGAAAUUCAAAGUAAGAAUUUUGCACUGUAAUUUAGAGGGAAACUGUACUUGCUUUUUGACGUUAAGAAACAGAAGAUCUAACUGAAAAUACUUAGAUUGUACCUUAUAGCAUUUUUUUUUCCUUUUCGACGGCAACUACCGGCAUGAUUGUUCGGAUUUUCGGAAAGCUUGUAAAUUUAAAAUAGUUUGUGGUAAAGUGCUUGUCAGGAGCCUGAGUUUCCCGCUAAAAUACAGCAUAGCCUUGAAUCACCGUUUUCAUUUACAUCAAAUUAUUUCCUAUUUUCGUCAUCCUUUCUCUUUUUUACUGUUUGCCUGUGAAUCGUUCUGAAUUUCGAUUGUGUUUUUUGUUGUCCUGUCUGUCUGUCUGCUGAAUUUCCUCACUGUUUUACGUGCCGAGAUGACAAGUACGCUUAUCCAAAAGCACAGGGGUAACGUGCGUACAGCCUUUGCUUCCAUGAUCUGCAUAAACUCCCCAUUACUAUGAUUUAUUUAUGCAGUUAACCAAAGUCAUUCAGGUGAUAUUGUGCCUCUUGGGUUAACAGAUAGAGAAAAAGAUUCUCCAACAAGUAAAUAAGACACACGGUUUACGAUAUAUAUAUAUAUAUAUAUAUAUAUAUAUAUAUAUAUAUAUAUAUAUAUAUAUAUACAUAUAUAUAUUAUGUACACAGAGUUCAUGAGUUAUGGGGUCAAGUUUCCAAUCACAGCUUACAUUAUAGCAAAGUGUGCUGAUCUAUAGGUUACAGUAAUUUUAUUUUUGUACAUGUAUGUGAAAAAAAAAGAUGUAGCAUUUUCCAGUAGUAUAUAUGUAGGAAUAAUCGCCAAAGUGAAAUAGACUAUAAAUGGCUAAUGUUUGAACCAGUCACAGAAAUACAUACGAAACACAACGCAAAAUCUUUGAUGUUUGUAAACAUUUUGUAUAUCUUUUGUUUUGACCAAAGAGAGCAGACAUGUCAUGCUUUUUUUUACGUUUCUGGAGAUUUUUUUUCUUUUGUCCAAUAAAAAAGUAACUGUAA